Molecule: messenger RNA, 8509 nt
Organism: Pseudonaja textilis
Lineage: Eukaryota; Metazoa; Chordata; Lepidosauria; Squamata; Elapidae
Source: RefSeq, a predicted model, not a curated record
UCCAGACGGCCCGAGCCAUCCCCGCCUCCCCUGGAGCCGCCGGGGAUGGGGAACACGGAGAGCGGGGAGCCGGGCGGGGGGCCCGGGAUGUUGCCGCCCCCGCCGGGAAGAGUUCCCAUGCCGGAUCAGGGAGAGCUGGAAGAACGCUUCGCGAUGGUGCUGAGCUCUAUGAAUCUCCCUCCUGACAAGGCCCGUCUUCUGAGGCAAUAUGACAAUGAGAAGAAAUGGGAUCUAAUCUGUGACCAGGAAAGGUUUCAAGUGAAAAAUCCACCCCAUACAUAUAUACAGAAAUUGAAGAGCUUCCUCGAUCCGGGUGUUACCCGAAAGAAGUUCCGUCGGAGGGUGCAGGAAUCCACCAAAGUGCUGAGGGAGCUGGAGAUCUCUUUAAGGACCAAUCACAUUGGGUGGGUGCGUGAAUUUCUCAACGAUGAAAACAAAGGCCUAGAUGUGCUGGUGGACUACCUCUCAUUUGCUCAAUGCGCAGUGAUGUUUGAUUUUGAGGGUCUGGAAAAUAGCGAGGAUGGAGCGCUAGAGAAGCUGAAAUCUUGGAGCAGGUCCAUAGAGGAUCUGCAUCACCCCAGCACCCUGUCUGCUCCCUACGCCAACAGCCUUGCUCGCUCUGCGCGCCAGUCCGCUCUCCGAUAUACCACCCUUCCCAGCAGAAAAGCUCUGAAGAACUCACGGCUGGUGAGCCAGAAAGACGAUGUGCACGUGUGCAUCUUGUGUUUACGAGCCAUCAUGAACUAUCAGUAUGGAUUCAAUUUGGUCAUGUCACAUCCUCACGCUGUUAAUGAGAUUGCUCUCAGUUUGAACAAUAAAAACCCCAGGACAAAAGCCCUGGUAUUAGAACUGCUGGCAGCUGUGUGUCUUGUGCGUGGCGGCCAUGAGAUCAUUUUGGCUGCCUUUGAGAACUUCAAGGAGGUAUGCAAAGAGCAGCAUCGCUUUGAGAAACUGAUGGAAUAUUUCCGUAAUGAAGAUAGCAACAUAGAUUUCAUGGUAGCCUGUAUGCAAUUCAUCAACAUUGUGGUCCAUUCAGUAGAGGACAUGAACUUCCGAGUGCACUUACAGUAUGAGUUCACCAAGCUGGGUUUGGAAGAGUUCUUACAGAAGUCAAGACACACAGAAAGUGAAAAGCUGCAAGUGCAAAUUCAGGCCUACCUGGACAAUGUGUUUGAUGUAGGUGGGUUGCUAGAAGAUGCAGAGACCAAGAACGUGGCUUUGGAGAAAGUAGAAGAACUGGAAGAGCACUUAUCACAUUUGACAGAAAAGUUGCUGGAUCUGGAGAAUGAGAACAUAAUGCGGGUAGCUGAGUUGGAGAAACAACUGUUACAGCGGGAAAAGGAAUUGGAGAUUGUCAAGGAGACGUACGAAAGUGCCAGCCACCAAGUUCAUACAUUGCGCAGAAUUAUCAAGGAGAAGGAAGAAGCCUUCCGACAUCACUAUACCUCACAUCCAAUGGGGAGUGACCACUUGCCGCUGCCACCACCUCCAGAGGCAGAGAUCAAUUUCUGUGACAUCUCUGAGGAUGAACUUUGCCUGCCUGUCCUGCCUCCUGUGGAGGCUGCCCCUCCUCCACCCCCUCCUCCACCCCCUCUUCCCCCACCCCCUCCUCCACUACCAGAUAAGUGUCCACCAGCUCCACCUCUUCCUGGUACAUCUCCUUCGGUGAUUCUCACAAUGGGCUUAUCAGCAAUCCGGAUUAAGAAGCCCAUCAAGACCAAGUUCCGCUUGCCAGUUUUUAACUGGACAGCAUUGAAGCCCAACCAGAUCAGUGGGACGGUCUUCAGUGAACUAGAUGAUGAAAAGAUCUUGGAGGAUCUUGAUCUGGACAAGUUUGAGGAGCUCUUUAAGACCAAAGCACAGGGUCCUGCCAUCGAUCUCCUUUGCUCUAAAAACAAAGCAUCACACAAAGCGGUCAACAAAGUGACCCUGCUGGAGGCCAACCGGGCGAAGAACCUGGCCAUCACAUUGCGUAAGGCAGGCAGGACCACCGAGGAGAUCUGCAAAGCCAUCCACACGUUUGACUUGAAGACCUUACCAGUGGACUUUGUGGAGUGCCUGAUGCGCUUCCUGCCAACGGAGAACGAGGUCAAGCUGCUGCGCCAGUAUGAGAAGGAGAGGAAGCCAGUGGAGGAAUUGUCCGAUGAGGACCGCUUCAUGCUGCACUUCAGCAAAGUCGAACGCCUGACCCAGCGCAUGGCCAUUAUGGCGUUCCUGGGAAACUUCAGUGAAAACAUCCAGAUGCUCAUGCCGCAACUCAGUGCCAUUAUUGCUGCCUCGGCGUCCGUCAAAUCGUCACAGAAGCUCAAGCGAAUGCUAGAGAUCAUCCUGGCCCUUGGCAACUACAUGAACAGCAGCAAGCGUGGCUCAGUUUAUGGGUUCAAGCUGCAGAGUCUGGACUUGCUGUUGGACACCAAGUCCACCGACCGGAAGUUGACUCUUCUACAUUUCAUUGCCAUGAUGGUGAAGGAGAAAUACCCUGAGCUGAGCACCUUCUGGCAGGAACUGCACUUUGUGGAAAAAGCGGCUGCAGUGUCCCUGGAGAAUGUGCUGCUGGACGUGAAGGAACUGGGGCGUGGAAUGGAGCUGAUUCGGCGGGAGUGCAGUUUGCACGAACACAGUAUCCUGCGUAACUUCUUGAUCGCCAACGAGGGAAAGUUGGACCGACUCCAGAAAGACGCUAAGACAGCGGAGGAAGCCUACAACACAGUCGUGCGCUAUUUUGGCGAGAGCCCAAAGACGACACCGCCCUCGGUUUUCUUUCCAGUCUUUGCCCGUUUCAUCAGAUCCUACAAGGAUGCAGAGCAAGAGAAUGAACUGCGCAAGAAGCAGGAACAGGCCCAAAGGGAGCAGGCAUUGGCCCAAGAAGCUAAGAGGCUAGAGAAGCGCAACAAAUGGCAGCAGCAAGAGUUAAUUGCUGAGCUGAGGCGGCGUCAAGCCAAGGACCACAGGCCUGUUUAUGAAGGCAAAGAUGGGACCAUUGAGGAUAUUAUUACAGAUUCUUACAUGCCCUGCCUUUCCAACUGGCGAAUGCUGCACUCCGGUGGCCCCGACCUUGUUCUUUUUUGCCAAAGAAGCAACUUCCGUUCUUUCAAAGACUUUCAACUGAAGGAUCCAAGGGACAUUUAAAAAAGUGCCUUCCCGCAACAGUAUUAUUCUUACUCUUUUAUAAUUUAAGAUGUAUUUUUUUAAUCUGUACAUAACAUGUUCCUUCCUACCAGUCCUUUGCUCCUGCAGCCCAUCAAUAAGUCAACUUGGACAGAUGAGACUGUUCUGGCUUUUGAGAAGGGCCCUGGGCAGCAGGAGCCUGGCAGCCUCCUCUAGCGCCUCAAGCCUCGAGCAUCCAAACCAGAAUUGCACUUUGACCCUUCAACUUGUCUUUAAUGGAUGGAGACAAUGAGCACUAUUAUUGCUAGGCCCUGAUGUGUUGCAGCAGGGAAAAAAUCAGUCUCUGGUAGUAGGCCUUUGCAUACAGAUCAGGCCUUGUGGAGAAGCUUUGUUGUUGUUGUUGUUCAGGAGCAGUCUUCUGCAAUUGUGUGGUUUUCUUAGAACAGGCUGUGAGAGCUGACUCUGGGAGUUUGAAAGCUAGGCCUUGGUGGCCUUGGAAAACCACUGGAACUUUUCUUCCAAAGGGGGUGGGGAGGUGGGGAAAUAAGACCAAAGUCUCAUGUCUCAACUGCACAAAAGUAACUGUGUUGAUACAGCAGGGAAUUGAUAGUGGCUAGCCAACCCUUUGGGGAUCUCAAGAAACAUCCUGGGUAGGUUACAGACUAUCUCAUUUUUUUUAAAGAAACUCUUGCUAUUUUUCCAAUGGGUGAAAAUCUGCUUCCUAUUUGUAUGUGGCAUGUUCUACUCAAUUGUUUUUUUUUAUAUUUGGUGGACCAAACAAUAUGUAGCACUGCCUAUUAUGCUUAUUGAAGCUUUCAAAAUAAGUAGAAAUUAAGUUAUGCAUGAAGGUUAUUCUUGAUGAAUUGGGCCAAGUGGUUUUAAUUCAUGAAUGAUAUGGGGACUGUUUUUUAUUCAUUGAAUGAAAGGUAAAUGGCAUCAUUUCCUAUCAUCAUCAUCAUCAAGAAGAAAAAAUGGGGCAGAAUUCCCUGAACUACUUUGGAGUAAGCCUUUUUAAAAUGGAAUUCCUCAUAGUUUCAGGAGAUCCUGCGCUGAAAAACUUAUCUAUAAAUAUUACCUCAUGGCUGGAUUGAUUCAACCUGGUUACUGAAGUAAACAAUUUCUGGGUUAUCAUAAUAUGUUGAACCAGAAACUAUGGGAUAGGAUUACAUAGCUCACUAAACCAUAAACAAACCAUAACUGACAUGAAGGCCAACCAAACUUAACAAUUUAUGCAAAUAUAGCCAUUGAAUCUUGAACUAAGUUGUUUAUGAAUCUUAUGUGAGCCAAGAGAUAGAACUCAUUUAUCUCCCCCACACCUCCUCCUUUAAGGUUGUCCAGGUUGGAACUAUCUCAAAUUCAACAUGCAUUUACAAUAAUUGUUGUCCUGAUGUUUGAAGCUAGGCUUGUUGUUUCAGCCUGGAUGCUUUGAGACAAUUGCUUUAACUUCUCUUAAGUUGCCCGAUAACUUUUGACCAAAGAUUUUGAGGUAUUAACAGUUUAGGAUAAAGCCACUUGACAAUGGUUAGGUUCUUCAACUGUUUUAAUUCAGAGAACCAACUUGACUCCAUUUGUGUUUUACAGCACUUUUUGCAGGUAGGGAAUUAAUAGGGCUUCCGUAGAUUAGUCUUCUUCAACUUGGUACCAUCCAGAUGUGUUGAACUACCCUUUUUGAGGGAGUCAGCAUGGCUAAUUUAUUUGGAGUCUAUAAAGUUGGCAAAGGUGAUACAGAGUUUUAUUCACCAAAUAGAUCUUUAGAUGAAGUUGCCUCUACUCUAGCAUUAUGAAGCUGUCUCUGCUUCUGAAGCCUUAAUCUAGAGAAGAUCAUUUACUAUUCUUGUCUUAUGGACAUUUAUGAACUAUGAUUUUAACUUCACAGAAGAGUAUUUGCCUAACAGAUUGCACCUGUAUAAUGUUGCCCGCCCCCCCAAGACAUGAGGAUAAUUGGGGUUAUUAAAUAGCUGUGAUGUCUUGGGCAAUUACACCAAAGGUCUCUUGGAUCAGACACACCUGAAGCUAUAUUGAGCAUUUGUUUUGCCAAAAGUAUCCUUUGUAUGAAGUUCCUGUAUUAAACUGUGCCAAAGAAUUAUCAUGGUUCCUGCGACCAAUCCAGUGCCUUAUGUGGAAAAUAGAAGUGGGCUCCAUUGGGCCUUCGGGCCUUUGGUGCAGCCCUUUAUGAAUACAGCCAGCCUCCCCUUGAUCUUGCCUUUCUUUCUUACGUUGUAACAGCUGCUUAUUCUUCAGAGUCCUCCGUUCCAUGUUUUCUAGGUCUGCUAGGAACAUCAGGCCCACGAGUUCUACUCUUAUUUGGGAAGUAGAGAACUUCUGAACUACCCAGCAAGUUCAGUCCCACUGAGAUUGCUGAGAAGGGAGGCUUUGUGGUAAAGUGCAGAGAGGUGGAUACAGGUGUAUGGCCUUCAUUCACCUCCUGCAUGCAACUCUCAGGGCCACAGUGCCUGUACACCCAGAAAAAGGCUGGCGCUCUGGCAGGUUUAGCAUGCUUGGUAAGAUUUCUCCUUGUGGAUUUGAAUUUUGUUUCUUAAGGCCAGUGGUUUAGGAGAUGGCUUUGAAUUUCAAGAGAAAUCAAUAUCUGUGCCAAGUGCAUGGUUUGUAUCAGUGAAAAUUUCAGGUUCUACUUUUAGAGUGAUCUCAGAUGGCUGGGAGAAGUCACUUUUCCUGCGAUAUUCUUGGAGAGGUGCUGCAAAAACGGAGUUGCUGGAUGAUAAGCCAAUGGUCUGACUUUCUGAUGCUUGUCUGCACAGGGAAAGCCACGUCGGGGAGGCAUAGGACUGUAGCCUUACCCCAGAUUUAGAACAGGACACGACAAAGGUGAAUGGAUCGCAUAGUGUUAGCACUUUAUGGAAUAGAACUCUUGAUUCUCCUUCCUUCCUUCCUUCCUUCCUUCCUCCCUCCCUCCCUCCCUCCCUCCCUCCCUUUCGGUAUACUUCAUCAUUCCAUUCCUUCUGUGACAGUAUAUGGAAAAGGGGAGGUGGGGGGUUGCCUUUUAUUUCUGGUCCCUUAAUAUAAAAUUUUGAGUAAAUUCUUCUAACAUUAAAACACAGUAUUCAAAAUUCUAGUAUCGUUUCGGGGGUGGGGAGGGGGGUUAAUAAUAUGGUUAAGAUAGAAUCUCCCACCAGCCAAAUACGAACCAGCCAUCUCUGCUUUGAGGAUAGGGUGGGGUGGGGCAGAGAGAAGGUUAUGCUACAUUGUCAUUGCUUCUCUCAGUCAAAGAUGUCAUCUGCCUCUUAUACCUGGCAAAUUGUGACUAGCAUAACAUUUCCUUACCUCUUCAUCCACUACAGUGUUUAUGCAUGUGAAAACCACUGGCUUAGGGACAGCUCCACUGACUCAGUCACACUUACUUGCUUAAAGAAGGGGGCGUGUAUCUAACCCCUAAAGUGAUGAGUAUCCUUUGAUUAAUGUGUAACUCUAUUCCUGGCCCCGUGGUUCUCUUAUCUGUGUGUCUUGUUGCAAAGAGGAAAAUAAACAUGCCGAGAGAGCUAGCUAUCCCAUUUCUACCUGUUCUUGUUGAUGGGACACAGAAUGGAUAGCACCUUGUCUUAACCUUAGUGCUGCUUCUAUGUAACUGUACUCCUGAUCCACUCUUAGCAAACUACAUUGAGACUUGGCUUACUGGUUAAAAAGACGGAAUUCUGCUCCCAGUUGUCAUCAAGAUGUUUCACUUUGUGUUUUGAGCAUUCAUGGCUCUUUAUUUAUAAUCACUUAAUCAAGUCCUAUAACUAGUAAAAUGUUGCCUCCGAUGCCCACCAUCCAAGAGCAUCCAUCCAAGAUCAGGCAAUGAAAAGAAUUAAAGUACAAAUAUCUGUAUGUACUGUGUGUGAUUGAGACAGAACAAUAGUGUACAGGAAUGACUGAGAAAAGUUAAGCUAAAACAAUGGAGACAGAGUGGGGAACCACAAUUAGCCAAGCUUCUGAAUGUGUGCCAAAAACUCUGAAUUUGAACAACUGCUGAGUAAUGACUUGAUAAAGGCCGGGAAGUGUGUAAUGCAUGCAACCCUCAAGCUUAAUAAGGGUUCUUUUACUCUCAAACCCUUGGACAAAGAGCAGCAGCAAAUUGCAAGUAGCAUUGCAAAAGUUGGGGUGGGGGGGUAGGGUGUCAGCAUUAUUUCUAGGUAGUUCCUAUAAAGGCUGCUUUUUUAACAUACCACCCCAGGCAGGAUUACAAAACUCAUAACCUCAACAUCUAUGCAGCUAAUUUGAUUCAGGGUUUGUUCAGUCUUGGUUACUCUCUUUUAACUACUUAGCUUGCAAGGAGGCUCAGAGAUCAAGGAUUCUUCCUUAUCUUGAUGUUCAAUACCGUCAGGCAUAUUUUUAGAUUGCUUUCACAUAUUCACUUGGAGAUAAAGGACCCUGAACACAAGGGUGUCCAUUUUGAAGCUGCCUGGCCUAGAACUGCAUUGUGAAUGCUAAUAUAACGCGUCAUCUCAAACAUCGAUGGCUUAAAGCUAUACAUUCGUGGAGUGAACCCACUAUACAUUUGUGGCAUGAAUCCACACACAAUGCAUAUGCUUUUCAUGAUCAAUGUGUCUUCACUGGCUUAUUCCUUAUAGAAUGACAGCAGGAACUUUAUGCUGCUUCUACAUCCAAGGGGCUCAGGAUGGUGGCCUGUAUGUAUGCAAUUAUUGGAGACACCCAGGAGGGCAACUUAUGCCUGUGCUUCCAAGACACAUUUGGAUGGCUGCCCUUAGCAACAAGAUGAUGGGUGUCUCCCUGGGAAGGUCAGCACACAUCGGUCCUCUUCAGAGAACAGUGGCAUUGUGAAAACAAUCAGUAAAAGCAAUGCAUGCACAAUUAUCUUGAGGACAUGUGGUGGCUACUUUGCUUUUCGUCUGGCACAAGGGCCAGACAUCAAAGCUUCCAGCUGCAGUGCAGCCAAAGGACAAAAGACAUCUGUCAUUCAGAAUGUUUGCUUUUUCCAGCAUGGGAAAUUAAGAUCCAGCUUGUAAAAUGAAAACUUGUCAUGAAAAAUUUCAAGUGUGAAAAAACCCUUAGAACUAAGAAUGAAUUUGACACUAUUUCAAUGCUAUAUCGAAAACCCGGGGAGAAGGUUGGGGUUGAAGCCACUUCGAUUUCUGAAGCGAACACUUAAUAUUGUCCUCCAAUAAGCCAAGUGGGACCAAUUCUCCACCACUCUGCUUUCUCCCAGAGGUUUCUGACCCUGUUCAUGGCAAUGCUAAUUCCAAGCAGGCAGGAGUAUUCUUGGUGUUACUUCUGGACAGUUUACAGCAUAAUCACUUCAGCAUAGUCCUUUUGUGUAGCUUGAUGUAACUUUUUUGUACAUGUGAAAAAUUAUUGGUUAUACUGUAAGCCAAAUACCUUCCUUCCUCUUGAACUGUACAGAAUUUCUACUAAUGGGAGAAGGGGGAAAAAUAAAACAGAACCA